UUCAACUAUUAUCAUUUAUUCCAAAUAAUGACAUCAUCAAUUAAUAUACACACGUGAUACAAUCUACACUGGUAAACUAAAUCUAGAAAUAAAAUCAUUGUGCAAUAUAACACCAUAUUUGAUUUUGACUUCCCAAUUAUGAACUAAUAUAUUUUGUCAAUUCAGCCCCGAUUUUAAAUAUAUAUAGAAAAUAUGUUUUUAUUUGGUAUAUGUGACAAGAAAAUUGGAAAUUUUAGAGAGAGAAAGAUGGUCAAAGAGUGAAAUCUCUACUUGACUUGACUAUUGUCUAUUAGAAUCAGAUUAUUACAUAAAAUUACAUAAAUAUUUAUUUAAAAAACAAACUUUCAUUUGGUCACAUAUGAACAUAAUCAAAGAAAAAAUAUUUAGUAAAUUAAAUUUUGUAAUUGAACAAAUCCAACCAAAUAAUCAAAUCCAAAAUCAUAAUCCACUUUUAAAUGUUGGUAAUAAUUAGCAUUGCUUUGAAAAUCCAAUAAGUGGAUUCACAUAACUCACAAUGUAAUUUAAUUCUUUCAAUAUGGACUUUAAAUUAAAUAUACACAAAAAUAAUAAUUGAGUAAAAUAUUUAUUUUGGGCACCUAAUUUUCAGCUACCAUAUUUAUAAAAAUAAUAUUAUUAUUAUUAUUUUCCAAAAGAUAUGCAGUAAAUAUUCUCAUUAAAAUUACUUUACCUAUCUAUAUUUAUGGUGCGUAAAAACGUCUAUUAUUAAUUCGCAAUUUAAUGCCACUCCAAAAGAUUAUGUUUCCUUUUUUUUUUUAAUUGUUUUUUAAAAUAUUUUUCAGUAUAAAUAUAAGUGAUAAUUUAUACCCUUUUAAUAAACGAAAAUAACGAAAAUGCCAAUUCAGAAAUCAUUGCAAGAGUGCCUCUCGAGAAUGAAAAUUGCCAACAAACAAAUUCAAUUACCGAUGCGGAGCUGCACGCACACCAGGACGACGUCGUUCGCCGUCGAGGCGAAGGGGAAGGAGAGCGGCGGCGGCGCCGCCGUGACGUUGUCCGACAUCGACCAGUUCCUAUUCGAGAAUUUCAGGUCUCUGUACCAGAAGGAGUACGAAGAGGAAACCUCGAAGAGGAAGGAGGCCAAAACGGCGCCGUUUCUGCUAGAAUCGCCGAGGUUUCUCGAUCCGCCGCCGCCGGAGAAUCUCUGCGGCUCGGCUAGGUUCUUCGUCACCACCGGCUCGUCGAGCUCUCUAAUCAUGGACGAGGCGAGCUCCUCCUCAACCUCCGCCGCGGACCACGCUUCCGCCGAGACGACGUCGGAGGAGGAGGAGGUGGCGGCGGAUCCGGCGGCGGCGCCGGAGGAUUUCAUCGCGCUGCUGACGUACUCGCCGAGUCCGUACGAGGAUUUCCGGCGAUCGAUGCAGGAGAUGGUGGACGCGCGGCAGGAGCACAAUGGAAAAGUGGAUUGGGAAUUUCUGGAGGAGCUUUUGUUCUGUUAUUUGGAUUUGAAUAACAAAAAAUCGUAUCGAUUUAUACUGCGAGCGUUUGUAGAUCUCAUCGUUGUUUUGAGAGAGAAUGCCGGGAGGAAUCCGGCGAGUAAUCAGCCGUGGAACGACGGCGGUGCUCGGAGAAGGUAGCUUCGAUUUUAAAAGAAGAGAUUUAAUGUAGUGUGCAUGAGUUUAGUUCGUGAUUUCAUAUUUUCUGAAAAAAGAAAUAUUGUACAUUAAAAUUAAAUUAAAUAAUUUAUGUUGUUUUUUCCUUCCA
Messenger RNA from Erythranthe guttata (spotted monkey flower), 1719 nucleotides. It is a transcript of the gene OFP14, whose product is annotated as ovate family protein 14. The record is from RefSeq and is a predicted model, not a curated record. Gene Ontology annotation, biological process: negative regulation of DNA-templated transcription. NCBI's taxonomy places the organism in Eukaryota, Viridiplantae, Streptophyta, Magnoliopsida, Lamiales, Phrymaceae.